AUGCGGCAGAAGUUUGUGAACAGCAUCAUUUCUUCUUGGAUUCUACACAUAGCUGGAGAUCAAAGCAAGCGAGCAAAAAUGAAAGUGUUGUUGAUCUGUGCCCUGAUUGCUGCCGUUGCAGCCGAUGUCAGCCAUCUGUCGAACGAGUACCUGCCACCCAACCAAGCUGCAUCGGCUCCCGUCCAGAGCUAUGCCGCUCCUGCCGCUGACUUCGGUGGUGCCUCUUACGAGACAGCCGCCUCUGCCCCAGCUGUGAGCUACUCUGGUGGUGCCUCCUAUGAUAACGGUGGCUCUUAUGGCGGUUCUUCCCUUGGCGGUGGUUCCUUUGGCGCUGCCUCUGCUCCAGUCCAGACCUACUCGGCUCCCGCUGCCGUUGAGAGCUACGACACCGGUGCAUCUGCCCCCGCACACACCUUCUCGUCCAGCGAUGGUUACCGUUACAAGACCCACCGUCGCCGUGUGCUCCGUCGCCACCGUCGUGAUGUCAGCCAUCUGCCCUCCAACGAUUACCUGCCCCCUGUCCAGGGCGCCGCUUCUGCACCAUCCAACGAUUACUUGCCCCCAGUUGCUGCCUCUGCUCCAGUUGCCAGCUACUCUGCUCCUGCUGCUAGCUACAGCAGCGUUGCCAGCUACUCUGCUCCUGCUCCCAGCUACAGCAGCGGUGGUUCAUUCGGCGGUUCUUCCCUCGGCGGUGGUUCCUUCGGUGGCGGCUCUUCCUACACUGGUGCUGCAUCUGCCCCAGCUGUGAGCUACGAUACCGGUGCCUCUGCCCCCGCACACAGCUUCUCGUCCAGCGAUGGCUACCGUUACAAGACCCAGCGUCGUCGUGUCGUCCUCCGUCGUCGUCAUUAA
This is a messenger RNA of Drosophila grimshawi, 852 nucleotides long. RefSeq names its product protein transport protein sec31. The coding region runs from base 1 to 852 and encodes 283 amino acids. The transcript is spliced from 3 exons. Lineage: Eukaryota; Metazoa; Arthropoda; Insecta; Diptera; Drosophilidae. The record is from RefSeq and is a predicted model, not a curated record.